AUGCGUCUGAUCGGAUUCUUGUCACUCGGAGAUUUUUUGCUGGCUAUCGGAGAGCUCCCUUAUGUCAUUUAUUUGACUGUAAAUUGGCAUCCACAUUUAAUGGAUUAUGAUCCAUUAUUUAUUAUGAUUAGUGCACAACCGUUGCCUUUACAGCUGAAAAUUUCAGCAAUAACUACAGUAGGAAUAGCAUUGGGAAGAAAUAUUGCUCUGUUUGUCCCUUCACUUUACCGAAGCAUGGAUCAAGGAGAUUUCUCCAACGCUGUCAUUUUGACAGCUCUAGUUUUUGCUGCAUUCGAUGACUUCUUGUACUGGUACACAACGAAACUUGAGCAUCAUCACAAUUGUGGAACUAUUGGAUGUUUUGUGAGCGACCAGUUCCGCUAUUAUUGGGGAAUUUCAAACAUGGUUCUCGGUUUCAUUGCUGUCAUGUUAUCAAUUACCAUAUUUUACAAAUUACGGAUUGUCUCCAAACAAAAAGGACCCGAGCAUGCCCAGCAGGGUCCAAAUAAAUACGCAGCAGCUAACAGAACAUCCACUGGAGUUCUGAUCUCUUCUUUACUGUUUUUGACAAUUCCUAGUGUCUGUGUUGGAAUAGUAGAGUUGACUGGCUUCUCGAUAUUCAAAUUGGUCGGACCCUUCUAUUCGGCAUGCUUAAUUCUUUCCCACUCACCGCUACAAAUGUUUAUUAUAAAAACUGAACGAGUCGAAAUAAAACCAUACAUCAAUAUAAUGUCGCAACCAGGGAACUUUCUCAUUUGGAUCGACAUUGCUCAUGCGGUUCCGCAAGUUGGCUUUUUUGCAUCAAUGGGACUUGGAGCGAUUUUACUCUUUUUGAAUUUUGCUGGAGCUCAAAAAAUGUUCGGCUCGUAUAAGUAUAUCAUUAGCACUUUCACGUUAUUGGGGAUGAUGUUUGCGACAAUGGAGAUCAUCAUAUAUCCGAAUGUCCAUAAUUUCAAAGCCGGAUUCAUCUUCUUCACAUUUGCCGAGCCCUUAGGAGUAAAAGAUCUCGCAUAUAGGAAAGUGUUCCUUGCGAGCUACACAUUCUUUUAUUCGGCAACGGUGGCUUUGUUAUCUGUUCAGUUUAUUUAUCGAUAUUGGGCCGUUUUUAAUGUUGACAAACUUCGAUACUUUUCCGGAUUUUACUGGGUUAUUUGGAUUGUGUACUGCACGAUUUUCGGACUACAAUAUGCUCUUGGAGCUUGUCUAUUUUUGGAACUAGAUCCAGUGUCCACAGAAUAUUUUCGCGAAGAAAUGAUGAAGAGAUACGAGACCAAUAUCUCAACGCUGCCAGCUAUGUCCCUAGUUGCUUAUAAUCCGACAGAUGGUUCAACUCGUUGGUGGAAUCUAGGAGGAAUCGCUAAUAUUUGCUACAUUGUGAAUGUUCAGUAUGGUAUUAUGAUCUACUGUGGAUGGUCGAUGCACACGAGAAUGGAGGAAAAGAUUAGGAAUUUUUCAGAGAUUUUGAAAAAACACCAUAAGCAGUUUUUCAAGACUUUGGUGCUUCAGAUCACAGCUCCGACUCUGAUCCUGUUCAUCCCAAUAUCCUUCAUUAAUUUUGUUCCUGUAUUCAAUUUGAACAUCAGUCUACCAUCCGGCGCCCUUUUAUGCUGUUUUACAUUGUAUCCAGCUAUGGAUUCAUUAAUUGUGAUGAGCGUUGUAUCCGAAUACCGGAAGACAGCCGAAAAAGUUUAUUUGGCUUUUAGAAAUUUUGCUAACGAAAUCAGUGGACUCAAAAGAACGUCUUCCGUUGGUGCAACUAGUACAAGUCGCCCAAUAACAGCGUCUAGACCUGACCAAACGGCAAAUAUUUAA
Molecule: messenger RNA, 1812 nt
Organism: Caenorhabditis briggsae
Lineage: Eukaryota; Metazoa; Nematoda; Chromadorea; Rhabditida; Rhabditidae
Exons: 9
Coding region: 1-1812 (603 amino acids)
Source: RefSeq, a predicted model, not a curated record